AUGUUGGUGGAUUGGUUGAACACGAGGCGAAGCGAGAGUUCAGUUCCGAACACAACUCGAGACGAUGUAACCAGCCAGGAAUUGGAGUUCUCUGAGAACGAUGCUCUGGUCGAAUUGGAUCAAGAUAGGAAGUUCGAUGAAGAUGCAACAGAGGAAAUCUUACAGGGAGAAUUAGAUGAUGAAAAUACGGUGAACGAAGAAGUAACAUCGGACAAAAAUCAAAUGAGUGAUGAUGGCAACAAGGAUGAAUCAACAAAUGAGAGAAAUAAUCAUACAUUUGAUGACGACAACAAACCCACUCAACAAGAUCGAGAUGAAGUGCGCCGGUCAAACGCCGAAGAAGGCAAUGUUCCUACCGCUAACCCUAACCCUACCGCUAAAUCUUCUGGAAAAACAUCUUCAAUUAAACAUGCUGGCAGUAAAAUUUUGCCACCAAAUAAAUUAUCUAUGAAAAAAAAAUCUUCGACCAAAAUGCCAACAGAGUUUGGUUCUAUUUUAAAAGAAUCCCAACGAUCGAAUAAUGCAGAAACCGUCGGAGAGGCUGUCGAAUUGAAUGCCAACAAGAAAUUUCAGCAGGAUAAUGUGGAUGCCGCUGUUGUGGGAAAUGACAAAUUUUAA
Molecule: messenger RNA, 618 nt
Organism: Helobdella robusta
Lineage: Eukaryota; Metazoa; Annelida; Clitellata; Rhynchobdellida; Glossiphoniidae
Exons: 2
Coding region: 1-618 (205 amino acids)
Source: RefSeq, a predicted model, not a curated record